AACAACUCCCAGGCCCAAGCCACCUCCUAAACUUCGUUAUAAUGUCGAAGAAUUACACAGCAUUGUGAUAGAUUUACCAAGUGAAAUAGAAGAUCUUAUAAAACAAGAUAAGACUACUAACAAAAAUAUGGAAAAACAAACCAAGAAGCAGAAUGAUAUUCAACUAUUUCCAAAAUCUGGAGAAUGUGGUCCUCUAUCCAUAGGUCAUAAGGUAUAUGGUGGUGUAGAAGCUGAAUUGGGUGAAUUUGCUUGGUUGGUUAAUUUGGAAUAUAGAACUGUUGCCGGUUAUCUGUUAUUCGCAUGUGCGGGAAAUAUUCUCAAUCAUCGAUAUGUCUUGACAGCUGCUCACUGUGUUAAAGGUGGAAUAGAGGAAAUUGCAGGAAAAUUAGAAUCUCUACGCGCUGGCGAUCAUAAUGUUGACACGCCGAUAGAUUGUGAUAUGGAGGGUAGUUGCAUUGAACCUUUCAAGCGCUUUUAUGUCAUACAGCAUUGGGUGCAUGAUCAGUUUUUUAUAACACCCAAAAAUAAGAUCUACAAUGAUAUUGCCUUGUUAAAGACUGAUCGAAGUAUGGAAUAUUCCUUUUCCAUAAGUCCUAUAUGUUUGCCAUCGGUUAUAAGCAACUUGGAGGCUCCUAAAAGUGGUACCAUAUUUACCGUAGGCGGUUGGGGACAUUCGGAAACAGCAAACUUUACUUCGGAGAAAAGAUUGGUGGAUAUAGUCUGUGUGGAUGAUGAAAAGUGUCGUUUGCGUGGGGAUCAAUCUCGCAUUUGUGCCGGUGGAGAACUAGGAAAAGAUAGUUGUGAAGGUGAUUCUGGUGGUUCCUUGGCUCGUCGCACUCAUUAUGGUUGGGUCAUUGAGGGCAUUGUCUCAUAUGGUACGGGCUGUGCCAAUGAAAAACCUGCAGCUUAUGCUAGAAUACGAAAUUUCCUUGACUGGAUUAGUGAAACCGUUCAGAAAUCUUGGAAUGAGGAAAUAAAUUUUGUUAGCGGUAAUAAUAUUAGGAUUUUGAAAAGAAUAAAAAAUAUGGCAACAAGUGCGCCUAAAAAGACUUACAUUUCCAAUGGGAUUUCCCCCAUUGGCAAUAACAACACUAACAUUGCGGCAACUCGUACACAUAUCCAACCUAAGCAGGUCGUAUCAAAAAUGGUAAACAAAUUGGAUCUAUUUCCAAAACCUCCAGAUUGUGGUCCCUUGUCUUUGGGUGAUAAAAUUCAUGGAGGUGUGGAAGCUGAACUUGGUGAAUUCCCCUGGUUAGUCAAUUUGGAAUAUCAAUUAGGAAUCGCAAAUAAAAAACAGUGCUUUAGUUGUGAAAACGUUUUCAUAAAAAUGUGGUCAAAGCGGGGAUUUUAUUUAACAACCUUGAUAAUUGCUUUUAAUGCAGCCCUCACUUGGGGGGGCAAAGUGACCAUUGAAGGAGUAAAUCACGUAUGUCAGAAUAAUGAAGGCCAUAUGGGUAGAUGUACUUCCAAGGAAAAGUGUCGCACUAACAACGCAGCUAAUGGCAGCAAUGCCAAUGGCCAGGAUUGUCCCAAUGGUCAUGGUGAGCCUCCUUAUAUCUGCUGUAUAUUUGGCGGCAGCAUUGUUUUUCCGGACCAUGAGGCUGGCCGCACUAAAUCCUACAACAAUUCUACACCACCCACCCUGUCGCCAAAAAUUGGUAUCCACUCUAAGCCAUUGGACAUGCGGAACUCUGGCUUCCAGAGUCGUGGUAUUUUAUUUCCCAAUGAAGAUGGACAUUUUGAUAUACCAACACCUUCUUCGAGUGGCGUAAUGACAAAAAUGUUGACAUCGAACAAAAAAUUGGACUUAUUUCCCAAACCUUUGGUUUGUGGUCCCAUGGCAUUAGGCGAUAAAAUUCAUGGUGGUGUUGAAGCAGAGCUGGGAGAAUUUGCUUGGUUGGUCAAUUUGGAAUACAGAACUCAGGACGGAUCAUUAGAAAUUGGAUGCGGCGGUAAUAUACUCAACCAUAGAUACAUAGUGACAGCUGGUCAUUGCGUCAAAGGCCUUAUCGAAGAACUGUUGGGACCUUUAGUUUCCCUACGUGUUGGUGACCACAAUACCCAAACGGAUUUGGAUUGUGAUGAUUUAGGCUGUAAUGCUCCAUAUGAACGUUUUCAAAUUGCCGAACGUUAUGUGCACGAAGAUUAUCGAGAAACAAAGAAAGGAAGGCUUUUUAACGACAUUGCCUUGCUAAAAACAGAUCGCCCCAUAACAUAUUCGUUUUCGGUGGCUCCCAUAUGUUUGCCCGAGGUGAUGGGACCAAUGGAUCCACUAACAACGGGAGUUCGAUUAACUGUGGCCGGUUGGGGUAACAAUGGCACCAGUGAAUUUACCGAUGAGAAGUUCAUUGUCGAUGUUCCGUAUGUAGAGAGCACUGAAUGCCCAUUUCGAGUACAGGAAACCCAGUUAUGUGCUGGUGGUGAAACCGGCAAGGAUAGUUGCACCGGUGACUCUGGUGGUUCAUUGGCCCGUCGCCAUAAAACUUCUUGGGUCAUUGAGGGGAUUGUAUCAUUUGGUCGGAAAUGUGGCACUGAGAAACCAGCUAUUUAUACGCGAGUGAGAAAUUAUAUUUCUUGGAUUUUGGACAAAGUAACGGAACCUUAAGUCGUGGCUUGAAUUCGAUGGCUUUAUUAGAUGUUUAAGAAAUUUAGGUUGAGAGACCAACGUGGAUUGGUUUUAUGACGAUUUUAGACUUAGACUUAGACUAUGUUUUAGAGAAGACUUAUAAAAGACCUAAAACUUGUGUAAAAUACAAAUUAUGGGUUGCCCAAAAAGUAAUUGCGGAUUUUUUAAAAGAAAGUAAAUGCAUUUUUAAUAAAACUUUAAAUGAACUUUAAUCAAAUAUACUUUUUUUACACUUUUUUUCUAAAGCAAGCUAAAAGUAACAGUUGAUAACUGACAGAAGAAAGAAUGCAAUUACAGAGUCACAAGCUGUGAAAAAAUUUGUCAACGCCGACUAUAUGAAAAAUCCGCAAUUACUUUUUGGGCAACCCUAAAUGUUCAUAUGCAGAUUUUUAGCAGUACUAAAGAAAGUUUGCUUUUAGUAUUAUUGCAUUUAUCAUAAAGAUAUUGAAAAAUUAUUAUAUUGAUAAAUACUUAGAUAUACAUUAUGAAAUAUAUUUUCUUAAUACAAAA
Messenger RNA from Stomoxys calcitrans (stable fly), 3136 nucleotides. RefSeq lists its product as uncharacterized. Gene Ontology annotation, molecular function: serine-type endopeptidase activity. Bases 128 to 2605 code for a protein of 825 amino acids. Gene Ontology annotation, biological process: proteolysis. The transcript is spliced from 10 exons. NCBI's taxonomy places the organism in Eukaryota, Metazoa, Arthropoda, Insecta, Diptera, Muscidae. The record is from RefSeq and is a predicted model, not a curated record.